Messenger RNA from Meloidogyne enterolobii, 573 nucleotides. Lineage: Eukaryota; Metazoa; Nematoda; Chromadorea; Rhabditida; Meloidogynidae. The record is from the annotation of a GenBank genome assembly.
AUGAAUUUUUUGAGUUCUAAAUUAGUUUUUAGAUCGUUUUCUUCUAUAAUGACAAAAACUGCUCUAAUUAUCGGAUCUGAUGGAUCUGAAGAUAUUGAAUUAAUUGUGACUAGUGAUGUUUUGCGUAGAGCUGGAAUUGAUGUGACUAUUGCUGGUUUACAAGACGAGAAACACAUCACUCUAGCUCGUAAAGCAAUACUUCAAGUUGAUGCUUUAUUUAAGGAUAUAGCAGAAAAGGAAUUUGAUGCUGAUGAACGUGUUGGCAAACUUCUUCAACGUCACGAAAAAGAAGGUAAAAUUGUUGCUGCAAUUUGUGCUGCCCCGAUAGCUUUAGUCAGUCAUGGAAUUGCCAAAAAAGAAGGAGGGGGGACUUUAACUUCAUAUCCGGCAGUUAAAGAAAAAAUAAUUGCUGGAGGUUAUAAUUAUUCUGAGGACAAAGUUUGUGUUUGGAAAAAUGUUGUUACAAGCCGUGGACCUGGAACUGCUUUUCUUUUUAGUCUAAAAUUGGUUGAAAUGUUGACUGAUUUGGAGAAGUCUGAAACUGUAAAGAAGGCUUUGCUUUAUGAUAUUUGA